Osmia bicornis bicornis is the source of this 1626-nucleotide messenger RNA. RefSeq names its product cytochrome b-c1 complex subunit 2, mitochondrial (gene UQCR-C2). The record is from RefSeq and is a predicted model, not a curated record. Bases 105 to 1436 code for a protein of 443 amino acids. Lineage: Eukaryota; Metazoa; Arthropoda; Insecta; Hymenoptera; Megachilidae. The transcript is spliced from 7 exons. Gene Ontology annotation, molecular function: metal ion binding. Gene Ontology annotation, cellular component: mitochondrion.
ACCGGACGAGUUGAAAUUUGCAUCAAAUUCACAAGAGUGUAGUUUGGAGGGCCUGGUUCCACUGCUUUGGAGCAGAACCCUUGCAGUUGCUGAAAGAUAGUAAAAUGGUUUCUUCGGCUGUUCGGUCGUCCCUGAUAUGUGGUUCCACGGUUAGACAAUAUGCAGUUGCAGCAGCUGCACAAUCUCACAGUGUUCCUGUACCUGAAUGUAAAGUUCUGAGCAAUAAGAUCACUGUUGCUGCUUAUGAUAAUAACUCUCCAAUUACACAAGUAUCCAUUGUAUUCAGAGUUGGGUCUCGAAAUGAAACGUAUGAUACGCAAGGUGUGAUGCACCAUUUGCGGGUGAUGGCAGGACUAAGUACAUCAACUGCAUCUGGUUUUGCUAUAACAAGGAAUAUUCAGCAACUGGGUGGAAAUUUAAUGACCAUUAUAGAUCGUGAAAGUAUAGCAUAUACAUUGCAGAUUACCAGAAAUAAUAUCUUUGAUACUCUCAAAUUUCUGGAAUGUGUUGCGACCAAGCAAGUCUUUAAACCAUGGGAGUUAUCUGAUCAAUUACCCAGAUUACAAUAUGAACUGGCUUCUGUGCCUGAAACAACUUUAGUACUUGAACGUGUACAUAAAGCUGCUUAUCGUACAGGGCUUGGAAAUUCCCUUUACUCUUCGAAGCAUCAGCUAGGUAAAAUUAGUACUGAAACUCUACAGCAUUUUACGAACUCAUGGUUUACAGCACCAAAAUGCGCCAUUGUAGCAACUGGAAUUCCACUAUCAGACCUUGUUGCUUUUGGAAACAACUUAGAAAUUGGUUCGGAAGAUGCUCCAAACGAAGCAUCGCCAUACCUUGGCGGGGAAAUUCGAAAGGAAACGACAUCACACCUGACUAACGUAGCGGUAGUUGUUGAAGGUGUAAGUCUAAAAAACGAGCAAGAUGCUCUAGCCUGUGCCGUUCUUCAAAGGGCGUCUGGUAGUGGACCAAGAGUUAAAUGGGGUAAUAGUUCAAGCCCGUUGUACAAACAAGUUGCAAACGUCGCGGGCACAGAUCCAUUCGCUUUAUCAACUUUCAAUGCCAGUUAUUCAGAUUCUGGACUUUUCGGUGUUGUCUUGUGUUCAACACCUAAUAUUGCUGGAUCUCUAAUAAAAGCAUCUACCAAGUGGUUGAAAUCUAUCAAACUUUCUGAUAGUGACAUUGCUCGUGGUAAAGCUAUAUUGAAAGCCGAAAUUCUGGAUACAGCCGACAGUGAAGCCCUUCUAUUAGAAAAUUUACAACAACAAGCUAUAACCAAGGGACAAGUUAUUUCAACAGCUUCUUUAAUUGCUAAUGUUGAGAAAGUUUCAGCAUCUAACGUUAAAUCUGUUGCUGAUAAACUUGCUAAAGGAAAGCUAAGUAUGGCUGCUGUUGGCAAUUUGAAAACUGUACCAUAUGUCGACGAACUGAAAUAAAUGAAAACAUCUGUUAUUCUAAAGAGACAAGUAGCACGAAGUCAGUACCGACUCUCUUCAGUAUUGUGGAGAUUGAGGCUAAGGUAUACGUAAGCUACCAGGUUAAGUCACCACACAUAUUUAACAAUCAGCUGCAUUUAUUUGCAGCAGAUAUAACUGUAUAGAUAUGAAUAAAAAUAAAAACUGUUUA